Colletotrichum abscissum is the source of this 1026-nucleotide messenger RNA. RefSeq lists its product as uncharacterized. Bases 1 to 1026 code for a protein of 341 amino acids. The record is from RefSeq and is a predicted model, not a curated record. Lineage: Eukaryota; Fungi; Ascomycota; Sordariomycetes; Glomerellales; Glomerellaceae. The transcript has a single exon.
AUGAUUUGGAAGAACGCCGUUCGGCCUCACGGCUGUCGAGGCGUCCACUACUUCUCAGUGGUAGAAAUUCCCAUCGUCUCACUAUUUACGGAGACCGAGAUAUUCGAACAGUGCCACCUUGUCGAAAGAGUCAGCGAGGGUCAAAAGCAGGUAUUAGCUGCGCCACUCUCAACCGAAGACAUGACGACGCCUUCUUGGACUGCCGGAAAUCGUUCAUCGUACGCUAUCGACGGAGGCCUUUGGACCGCCUGCAAGGAGUCCCGCGCAGCUAUGCACCGUAGGUAUAAUCCCACCCGAGGAGCUCCUAAGAGGAGAAUUCGUUUCCCGUCAAACGAUUUUGCCACCUUCAAAAUCAGCGACGGCAAGAGCUACCAGUGGUUAUCUGUUUCUUCCGAAUCAGACUUGUUUGUCUUGCAAUCCAUUCGUUGCUUCCCAGACUUCAUGCGGUUGUGCCAAGAGUUGCCUUUUCUCUCAAAGGAGGAUGGACUCGUAGGAGUCAGACAUAUCGCAAUCGGAUUCGAUCCCACAUGGACCGUAGAGGAACUUCUCCGGUAUGAAAGGAUCACAGAUUGGAACAACCCCAACCAACUUACCAGACAACGCUUCAGACAACAACUGUCAUUCAUGGGGCUUUCGAAGAACCGUUUCAAUGAGUAUGACUCAUUGGUGCAAGCCUCAAGGUGUCUGAGGGGACGUAGAACUUCAAAGUUGUGGCUCAUUGAUAGCCGCUUGCGCCGAAAGCAAACAGUCAUGCAAAAUCAUACAAUGCGUGUCUUGGGAAACUGGUUGUAUUCCGACCAUGGCCAACAGGUUUUUGACGAGGACGGUUACAAGCUCUAUGCGAUGCCAGACUACGCCUCGAGGGAUUUCUAUGGAGACGAUAACGACAACAGCAUGAUUGCCGCCGAAAUUUCCCGCUUUGUUGCGGCGCUGGCUGUUGUAUCAAGACAUCAAGACGCGGUGCGGAGAAACGUCCCUGAAGAUGAUGGAUAUUCGGAGCGGCUUGGAAUCUUGGUGAGAGAGUGA